AUGUUGUUUGCAAUAGACAAGGAUUUCAUACAGUAUGAUAUAUUAUGGACUAGUAUUGUUGAAAAAUAUGGUGUAGAAGAUCAUAAAUGGUUUAAGGAUAGGUUUGCUAUUAAACAUAUGUGGAUCCCAGCCUUCUUUAGAGAUGUUCCUAUGGGUUCUUUAAUGAGAACAACAUCUUUUUCAGAAUCUGAAAAUAGGAUGUUUAGAGUGAUACAAGAAUUUAUUGCUGAGGCUGAUAAGAGUUGUCGGAUGAUUAGCAUGUCCACAUUGGAGAAUAUCGAGGUCUUCAAAGUUUCUGAUGCUAGAAAGAAUACCUUUACAGUUACACAUGAGAUAGAGACUGAGUCAUAUGAAUGUGAGUGUAAACUAUUUUUAAGGUGUGGUUAUCUAUGCAGCCACCUUUUCUUCAUCCUCAGAAACAAAGAUGUCAACAAUAUUCCAGAGAAAUAUGUUGGUAACCGUUGGCUUAAAAGUGAAUUACUAAAGGCAGUUCAUGGUCUCACGAGUGAUGAUAGUGCGUCUGACAGAGGUUCUAACAAAGAUGACAAACUACAGAUUGCUAACAGGUGUCAUGGUCGUUACUUUGGUCUAUAUCAGCGUGCUUUUAGGAAUAAAGAUCAUUUGAUUGCUUUGGAUAAUUUGCUUGCGGGUAUUGGUCCUCAAAUCUUUAAAGAUGACUGUGCUGGAUCGUCGUCUAUUGAUAAAAAUGAUUCAAUCAUGAACAUAUAUGGUAUUGCUGUACCUGAAGAAAUAACUGCACAUGCUCCAGAUGUGGUUAGUACAAAAGGUGGUGCAAGUGACAAGGAAAGCAGGAUUAAGUCAAGCAUAGAGAAAGCAAUUGAAAAAGCAAAUAAACCUCAUAGGCGUUGUGGAAAGUGUCAUAAAAUUACUGAUCAUAAUGCUAGAAGCUGUGGCAGAAAGGAGAUAUGA
This is a messenger RNA of Salvia hispanica, 930 nucleotides long. NCBI's taxonomy places the organism in Eukaryota, Viridiplantae, Streptophyta, Magnoliopsida, Lamiales, Lamiaceae. The record is from RefSeq and is a predicted model, not a curated record.